Molecule: messenger RNA, 2117 nt
Organism: Oncorhynchus nerka (sockeye salmon)
Lineage: Eukaryota; Metazoa; Chordata; Actinopteri; Salmoniformes; Salmonidae
Gene: acad8
Product: acyl-CoA dehydrogenase family, member 8
Exons: 11
Coding region: 28-1338 (436 amino acids)
Biological process (GO): lipid metabolic process
Cellular component (GO): mitochondrion
Molecular function (GO): flavin adenine dinucleotide binding; acyl-CoA dehydrogenase activity
Source: RefSeq, a predicted model, not a curated record
AGCAGCGUGAUAUAACCAAUAACCAACAUGGCCAUGGGGACGUUAUCUAGAGUUGUCAGACUGAGUUCAUGCAUCGGCAGAAGUCGGCGGUUAAUAUUUAACAGCACACAGAGACGAGGAAUCGCUUCGUGUAUUGACCCUUCUCAUGGCCUCAGCGAUGAACAGAAGGAGUUUCAGAAGAUGGCCUUUGACUUCGCAGCCCAUGAAAUGUCUCCACACAUGGCCGAGUGGGAUGAAAAGGAAAUCUUCCCGGUGGAGACCAUGCGAAAGGCUGCCCAGCUGGGGUUUGGAGGGAUCUAUGUACAGCCGGAGGUGGGGGGAUCUGGCCUGUCUCGCCUGGACACCUCUGUCAUCUUUGAGGCGUUAUCGACAGGCUGUGUCAGCACCACAGCCUACAUCAGCAUUCAUAACAUGUGUAACUGGAUGAUUGACACCUUCGGCAACACCGAGCAGAGGGAGAAGUUCUGCCCUGAGCUUUGUACGAUGGACAAGUUUGCCUCUUAUUGUCUCACUGAACCAGGCAGUGGCAGUGAUGCUGCUUCGUUACUCACUACUGCAAAGUUGGAAGGAGACCAUUAUAUCCUCAAUGGUUCCAAGGCCUUCAUCAGUGGAGGAGGAGACACAGACGUGUACAUAGUAAUGUGUCGGACGGGAGGGAAAGGUCCCAAGGGGAUCUCCUGUGUGGUGGUGGAGAAAGACACUCCAGGACUCAGCUUUGGCAAGAAGGAGAAGAAGGUGGGAUGGAACUCUCAGCCAACUAGAGCAGUGAUCUUAGAGGACUGCCACAUCCCAGUGACCAAUCGGCUGGGUCAGGAGGGACAGGGCUUCAACAUUGCUAUGAGAGGCCUGAACGGAGGCAGGAUCAAUAUUGCCUCUUGUUCUCUUGGGGCGGCCCAUGCAUGUGUACAGCUGGCGAGAGAUCACCUGCUAGUACGCAAGCAGUUUGGAGAGGCUCUCUCUAACAACCAGUUCCUGCAGUUUAAGUUGGCAGAGAUGGCAACCAAGCUAGUGGCAUCACGUCUGUUGCUACGCGAGGCUGCCGUGGCACUGCAGGAGAGCAGGUCUGACGCUGUGUCCCUCUGCUCCAUGGCCAAACUCUUUGUCACUGACGAGUGCUUCAACCUACUCAGAUGUAGCUGGACAGCUCUCACACACAGGUAUCUCUGCAAUCAACAGAUCUGUAACCAGGCACUCCAGAUGCAUGGUGGAUACGGUUACCUCAAAGACUACGCUGUUCAACAGUUUGUCCGGGACAUUCGAGUACACCAGAUACUGGAGGGAACAAAUGAAGUGAUGCGGAUGAUAAUUGCCAGAAGUUUACUGUCAGAGUCUGGAUAAAUGUAAUGCCAUGGGCCAUCCAAAAUGGACUUUCUCCUGUCUUGAAGGGAUGGUGGUGGCAGCCAUCAUGUGGCGUUUGACUGUGACUGGAUCCCUCAAGUGUCUUUUAAAGGGGGAAAAUACUAUAGCAGUUUUGUUUGAGAUUGCAAACAGGACAGGAGGACCUAAUGACAGCAUGGAAUUAAAUAAUGUUAGGUGAUUUAAAUAAGUUACUCAUUGAGAGAUACAGUAUGGAAGUGGAACCACGUUAGAAAUGUAAUAUUUCUCCAUGCUUUAUUUUGUGGUUUUUGGUUGUCUUGCAAUAAAAACAAUGCAUCUAUAUAUAUUUUUACCUUCACCUAAGAACUAAUUCUUAUUUUCAAUGACAGAGGUUUAACUGCCUGUUCAGGGGCAGAACGACAGAUUUUUACCAAGACAGCUUGGGGAUUUGAACUUGCAACCUUUCGGUUACUAGUCCAACACUAACCACCAGGCUACCCUUGCCGCCCCAGAUGUAUCAGAUGGUUAGUUUGAUAUCGUGGCCUUUCAUGUGUAUUCAGUUAUGAUAAUAUUUGAAACAGGAGCAAGUUUGGUUCUCAUGAUAAUUCCAGUUUAAUCCUAAAACAACUGUCUAGGCGGGUUGGAUAACUGUGAAGUUUCAUGUAUGGUGUGUGUACUAUAAUAUUUGGUCAUUUACACUCAAUAAAACUGACAGCACUAGAUAAGUUUAAAUGUGAAUGUUCUCAGCUGUGGUACUACAUUAAACAUGGUUCUGAAUGGUUUAUCGUAAAGUGUUAAAA